AUGACCUCCACGGGCCAGCCAGAGACAACAGUUGGAGACAAGCCGCAGGUCAGUAGCGUAGGAGGGGUGGAAUAAUUCAGUUGAUAUCCCAAAACUUGGUAUUCCACCACAACCUAUGCACACUACAGAGCUCUCAAUUAUAUUUUUGCAACUCUGUGUGUGUGUGUGUAUGUGUGUGUGUGUGUGUGUUGAAGGUGAGCGUUUUAGCAUGCCCGGAGGUUCCUCCUCUCUUGCUGCCUCACUACACUGACACAGGGUCAGUCUUCGUCCAUCCCCACUGUUCCUACCACAGCCUGGGACACUGUCUGCGCACAAACAUUUUUCCAGGUCAGUGUUGCACCAGGUCAUUGUUGGGCAUCCCUCAUUCAGUAUGAUAACAAAGUGGAUUAUCAGCACAGGCAGUGACAUAUACAGUCAAGGAUUGCUGUUCCUCUGUUUAAUGGUCAUGUUCUUUUCUUUUCUUUUCCUGUCCAUGCUUCUAUUCUAUUCUAUUCUUUCCAGGAGCUCCUCUGGUGUGGAAGUCCCUGGUAAAAGAGUCCUACAUCGGUCACCCCUUGCCCGCUCCUCCUACAGACCCCCAGCGUUGGUACGGCCGCAGGACUGAUGACAUGGGUGAGUGACCUGCUGCUAAUGCCACUUAUUGCUAUAUCAGCAACUAUUACUACCACUACUAUUACCACUCCUAGUAGUACUAUGAAUACAAAUAGUGCUACAUUAUUCAUAAUAUGCUUUGAGUGCAAUAAAUGAUAAACGCCUCAUUAAUAAGGUUUCAGGUAUGGAGGAUAAUAAUAGCUAGAUAAUAAGCUAAUAAUAAACACAACUUAUUUGAUUACUACUACCAAUGAUAUGACUACUAGCACUAUCCUUGCUACAUCCACUUAAACCCAAACUCCCUUUUCAUUCUCCCUCCUUUCAUUUGUUCUUUCAUAGUGAGAUGGACAGAAAGAAACAUUGUGAACCAGAAGUUGAACAAGGCACUAAAGGCAAUGGAGAACAAGGGGUCUAAAUGA
Molecule: messenger RNA, 1010 nt
Organism: Coregonus sp. 'balchen'
Lineage: Eukaryota; Metazoa; Chordata; Actinopteri; Salmoniformes; Salmonidae
Source: the annotation of a GenBank genome assembly